AUGCGAACCGUUUCUGGCACUGGUGAACCAGGUUUUGUUUGCCACCAAAAAGAUGGUGAUGUAUUGAUCUUAGCAAUCGAAAUCAAGAGCACACACAUUUUAAACAAUGUCACACCUGACCAAACGUUACAUGAAGUUUAUGAAGGGAAUGCUAAAGUGAGGAUGGUCAUACAGCAACUCUACAACUACUUGUCAGAAAACGAACUUAAAUAUGGAAUACUUUCUACUUAUGAUUGUAGUUGGUUUGUUAAGAGAGAACAUAGAUGUCUAUAUAUAUCAAACUCUCUUGGAUAUGAUUCGACAUAUCCACCAGUUCUAAAAACCUACACCUAUCUGGCCCAGCAGGCAAUUGACAAUGUAAAUGGUCAUCAUUCCCCUCAUGCCAACAUUAUUCCACAAGCUGAUGAUUCACAAUGUAAUUCUCGAAAACGCCGAUAUGAUGAUCCUAGCUCAAGACAACCCCCUUCUGGAAAAAGUCAACUAACACUGGCUUCAUCCUCCAAAGAAUCAUCUUCCAGUACUUCUGGGAAAACAUCAGGAAAACAAGCCAUGGAAGCACAGAGUUUUAAGUAUGGGGAUUUUAAGUAUACAAGUAUAUUAAGUGUUGGAGAAAACAAAAAGGAAGUUGAAAUAUAUAGAGUUCUUGCUAAACUUCAGGGUGUAUAUAUUCCAGAACUGUUGUUUUAUGGGGAUUUGGCAGAGGGAAUGAGCUUUGUUAUGGGAUUGAGUAUUGUUGGCCCACAUUGUAUCACCAUAAGAUAA
Molecule: messenger RNA, 762 nt
Organism: Paraglomus brasilianum
Lineage: Eukaryota; Fungi; Glomeromycota; Glomeromycetes; Paraglomerales; Paraglomeraceae
Source: the annotation of a GenBank genome assembly